This is a messenger RNA of Colius striatus (speckled mousebird), 6668 nucleotides long. RefSeq names its product RALBP1 associated Eps domain containing 2 (gene REPS2). Gene Ontology annotation, biological process: endocytosis; endosomal transport. The transcript is spliced from 18 exons. Gene Ontology annotation, cellular component: cytoplasm; plasma membrane. Gene Ontology annotation, molecular function: calcium ion binding; protein binding. NCBI's taxonomy places the organism in Eukaryota, Metazoa, Chordata, Aves, Coliiformes, Coliidae. Bases 78 to 2048 code for a protein of 656 amino acids. The record is from RefSeq and is a predicted model, not a curated record.
CCCCCGCACCCCCCCCCUCCCACUGCCGGCGCGGUACCCGCUGCCCUGCCGCGCGGCUCUGCCCGCGUCGCCCCGCCAUGGAGCAGGGGGCGACGGGGGGGCCUGCCGCCGCCGCUACCGCCGCCGCAACCACCGCCAGCACCGCCAGCACCGCCGCUUGUGGUGGUGGCACCGGAGGUCUGCUCCUAGCGCUGAGCGAGAGCGAGCAGCAGCGUUACUCUGAGCUCUUCUCGCGGUGCUGCCCGGCCCCCGAGGCGGCCGCCGGGGGCAGCAGCGUGGGCGAGUUAUUCCGGGCCUCACAGCUGCCCCCCGACACGCUGCACCAGAUUACAGAAGUUUGUGGAGCUAAGCGCGUGGGCUAUUUUGGUCCUGCUCAGUUUUAUAUUGCUUUGAAGUUAAUUGCGGCAGCUCAGUCAGGGUUCCCAGUACGGAUUGAGAGCAUUAAGAAUGAAUUGCCUCUGCCACAGUUUACGGCGCUGAAAAGUGAUAGUGAAGCACGUUACGGGACUCCAGCAGAACUCCAUGGAGUUAAAUUUCAGGUUCCACAUGCAAACUUGGAAAAAAAUUCCUACAAAAGAACAGAUGAAGGAGAUAAACAGGAACCUAAAUCUCCCCCAAUGUCUCCAAUCUGCUCACCCCCAGCUUCGCCGUCUACUUACCAGAGAAUACCCUUAACUUACGGAUAUGGUAAAUCAAGAAGUGGACUGGAGCAGCAGCAUGGAGCUCCUUAUGAAGUCAGACACACAACUCACCAGCAAGAUGGCCCAUCAUCAGGGAAUUACGGAGCCAAAACUGCACUCGCCUGUUCAACUCUUAAUCGGUCUCUUUCAGCGGAGCGGGAGCAGCAGGACAGCAGCACCCAUUACUUGGAUGACCCUUGGAGAAUAACAGAGGAGCAGCGAGACUACUACAUCAACCAGUUCAGGUCUCUGCAGCCUGACCUGAGCUCCUUUAUUUCAGGUUCUGUGGCAAAGAAUUUCUUCACAAAAUCAAAGCUGCCCAUCCCAGAGCUUUCUCACAUCUGGGAGCUUAGCGAUGUGGAUUGCGAUGGGGCGCUGACACUCCCGGAGUUUUGUGCUGCUUUCCACCUCGUGGUUGCAAGGAAGAAUGGUUACCAGCUGCCAGAGACACUGCCAGAGACGCUGCUGCCCGAGUACCUUCAAGCAGCUUCUUUGAAGCCCAUACGUGACUGUGCACUAUUUGAUUCUUAUUCCGAGUCAUUGCCAGGCAGUCAGCAGGCUCGGGACUUCAGUCGGACAGAGAAGGCAUCAGCUGAAGAGGUACCUGAUAAAUCAGCCUUGUUGCAAGAUGGAAAGAAAGAUGACAAACAAGCUCUUAAAGGAAGCAUCACUCUCAAAACGAUACCAAAGGAAUUUCAGCACUUGACUGUGAAAACAGCUGCUCAGGAAUCUAAUGCAUUUAGAGCCAGGCCACGAUCCAGGUCUUAUUCUAGCACAUCAAUAGAAGAUGCCAUGAAAAAGGGAGAAGAGCCUCCUACUCCACCUCCAAGGCCACAGAAAUCACAUUCCAGAGCUUCCUCUUUGGAUCUGAACAAAAUAUUUCAACAAAAUACACAAGCUUUGAGGUCUGGCUGGCUGCCUCCACCACCACCUGCACUGCCCCCUCGGCCUUCUGCAUCUCAGACAGAGCAGCCAUCUGAGGUUGAAUUACAUCCUCAGAUGAAUAGACCCCCGUCGCAGGCAGAAGAAAACAGUUCAGCAAAAAAGGAGGUUGUUCUUGCUCAGCCACCGUCCAAACCUGCCCGCAGGAAACUCUGGACGGAGACACAGGGUCUGGACACCCCUGAGCUUUCUCCCACUGUAAAUGUGACCUCUUCUCUGCCAGCAGUCAAGCCUCACCUCCCAGUCCAAAAACAGUCUUCCAAGCAGAAAAGGGCUAUUCAAACUGCUAUACGAAAAAACAAAGAAGCCAAUGCUGUGCUCGCCAGGUUGAACAGUGAGCUCCAGCAGCAGCUGAAGGAGGUUCACAAGGAACGAAUUGCCUUGGAAACGCAGCUGGAGCAGCUACGUCCCGUCACCGUCUUGUGACCUCCUGCAGCGCCGGGCAGCUGCGAGAGCAGAGCGGGUGUCCCGCCAGCCUUGCAAGGAGAGGAGCACGGCGCAGAGUAGCUCAGCAAAGCAAGGUUCUGCCUGCCAAGGUGGUGGCGGUGGGCAGUAUCAGCUCCUCAGGUUUCCCUUCACCCUGCUAUGUACGUUUGCUUUUGCAGGUGAAAGAAGUGCAGAAAACAACACCUGACUGCCAGAUAUUUCUGAGUGGGGGGACGCUUUGCCUUCUUUCCUCCCUCUUCCCAGCCUGAUGUGUAAUGGCAGUUUAUCACUGAAAUGAAUAACACAAGAGUAUUUUAUUUAUGUAAAGAAUUCCCAAUUCAUAUGCAUUCUGGCAGCACCUCCUGCCCUGAUCAUUGGGAGGUAGAGCAUUCCUGAGUUCUUGCUUAAAAUUAAAACUCAUCCUCUGAGAUGGGCUUCUGGAUGUUACUGAUUCCUGUAGGACUGUAUCAUGGUAGAGUACCUGUGAGUUUAAUGUACCACAGGAAUAAAACUAGACGUACAGAGUCUCUAUCCGCAAUCGUAUGUCAGAUAAUUAUUUUCUUAGUACCGUUUAUUACACAACCAUGGAUGUAUUUUAAGGUUAGAGAACUUGUAUUUUAUCAGUUCAAAUCAUAAGAGAGAACAGUAAAAAAAAAAAAAUUAAUUAUUUUGGAAAUUGCAAAAGAAAAACCUGCUUUUGGAGCUUUAACCAGUUCCUGUCACCAAUGUUUGAUCACUUGCUUGCAAAUGCCAGUGUCUCUGCAUACUUUUAGCAUAUUCGAAGUCACUGGUUUAUCAUGCUUCCCUUCUUUCUUUUUCUUUUUUCUUAACCCACAGUGUAUUUCUAACAAGAGAUUAAAAAUGGGUUUGAGACAUUUUUAUAAAAGCUGUUCUGUGUACGUUUGUAUUAGUCUGCUUUGUUGUCUUAACAGCUGCUGAUUUGUUUUAAGGAUAUGGAUGGGAACUGUAUUUCCAAAAGAGGAAAGAUAGCAAAAGUGCUAAUAUGAGGUUAUAAAAUGUGUGAUGGAAGUAAUUGCCUUCUACUGUGGGCUUUUGUUAAGGUUCCUCCAGCACCUUGCUGGAGAUACUACUGGUAGGAUGAAGCUGCAAAUGCCCAUGUAUUUUCAAAGUGAAGAACUGAAGAUAAAUCUUUAUCCUAGGUCUGAUCCAGAGCCAACUGAGUUCCAUGGGGAUUUUUCCAUGCAUGUGGUGGUCAUUGGCUGUGGUCUCAGUUCUCACAGUGGUAGCUGAGUAACUAAUGCUUUAUUUCUUGGGCCAAUACUCUUAGACCGGGUGACUUCAGACAUAAUGAUGUCAGCCCUGCUCCCUUCAUGGAUAUGAUUUGUGCUUCACUGCAAGUGAAUGUCACCUACUUGUUUGCCAUCUUAAAUACGAUUCUGUCCAUGUCUCUCCUGUUGUUCACCGACCUAAUUUAAGUGUCCAUGUUUGCCUCACAGAAACGGUGCAACAGUUUAUUACCAUUGUUGGUGUGACACUUUCUUCCUAUAGCUAAAGGAUGGCCCUGAGGCUGAGGGGAAGGAGGAGCAGAGUUGAAGCAGCUGAGUAGCUGUCAUCAUCCAGAGUGUAUUGGAAUGGCUUCAGUGGGAUAUCAUAGGACACCAGAGCAGCCAAAGAUGUGCUGAGCAAUAAGACUGACAUCAACGUGAAUGUUUAAAUUGGUAAGGAAACAGUCUACUUUUUCUGAAAAGGAUAUGGCUGUGGGACACAAGGAACAGCUGUUUGUCUGCAUUUGGGACUUCUUUUGUGUGACAGUUGCAUAGCUUGGGCUCAAACAGUCAUUCCUAGCCAGUAACACAACAAAAGAACUGCAGACCUUUCUGAGAAGCUGCAAAACAAUUGCUGCCCUCUUGCUAGUAGUGGUACUGUUAAGAAGUUACUGUCAUUUAUUUCAGAUGUUCAUAAAGUCGUUCCUGAGAUUUUAAUGAAAUGCUCACUCGUUGCUUUUUAGUUCUUACAUUGUUAUUCAGUUAAUAAACCCCUACUAUCUGAUAGGAAAUACUAGUAUGGCAUGUUUGUCUUUUUAUUUUGUGGGUGAUUUUUUUAAGGAAAGCUUUUCAGUGAUUACAAAUUAAUGUGCACAAUGCAGUAUUACAGCAGUGGAGAUCUUUUUCAUGUUUGAUAGGAGAUUCCUCUAGAAUAAUCCCUCAUUUAUUUCACUUGGAUUAUUUAUGGAACAGAUGCUGCUCAAAGGAAGAGUGGAAAAGUCUGCUUUAUAUAUUUUCUUCAAAUGUCUCUCUCCUAACAUAAUGGGGUUUUUUUUCCUAUUCAAUGGAAAUGAGCAUACUUGGUUAGCCAACAAUGAAAUAUUUACUCAGUUGUUACUCUACCACAGGACUUUAAUAAAUUAAAAAUUUAACCAUUCCUGUGUUUUUAGGGUUGCAAUCAAAUGCCCCACUUAGCUUCAAGGCCUAGAGUAUGAGUUGGUUUCUGUUCUGUUUGGUGAAAUGUCAGCUAUGAUGAUGAUACACUACUUCAUGUAGAGAGGAAAGUGAAAUAUCCGAGGAGAAAUGUUGGUAUGUUAUACAUACAAUGCAGGAAGUUAUUCUUCUGUAUGUCUCAGUAUUUAGGCAUUCAUUAUAGCCUGUGCAAAAUGAAAAAAAGUGUGUCUGGAUUUGUGAGGCUGCGAGCAUUUUGAAAGGGAGAGGAGAAGGCAUUGUGAAGCUACAGACAUAGUGCUUAUGGCAGUUGCUCCAUGCAGCCACAUUCAUGGUUACUGUUAACAGAACCUGGAUGGUCAAAAUUCAUGUCUAAAUCCAUUAUCACAGAUUUUCUCAAAAAAACAUUUUUCCUUUGGAAAAAUCUGGGUACAGCAAAAUCAUUGUUUCUUGCAGAAACCUUUACUUUAUGAAACUUUGGAUGGAAGGUGCUCCUAGGCUCAAGACAGACCAUCUGAUCAGAAAGGGAGACCUUGCGGGCAGUUAGCUCAAUGUUCAGGGCACUUUCUUGAGGUAUAAGAAAGUGAUCAACUUUAAGCCACUGAUGCACCUGACCCAGAAGAGCAACUAGGAUCUGCCUUUCCCAGCUUCCAGAUGGACCAAGGAGCAAGGGUAGCUUCCCAUGGGUGAGGUCUCAGCCUCCUCGGUUUGUGGUUUCUGUAGGUACUUUCAGCAGAGCAGAACACACCCAGCAAGAGAAGAUAACUGGGAACAGGAGCUGAAACACAGCUUCCUUGCAUUUGAGAGGACGGGCUGACCAUGAGCCUGAUGCCCCAUUCUAAGUCUUCAAUUUCCUGCAGCUCUUCUGGUUUGGGUCAUUAAAUAUUUUUAUCUGCAGGACAAGACUAGGCAGAAUAGAUAAGGAUCUUCCUCAGAGUGUGUUUGCUUUAUGGAUCUGUUGAUGUCCAUAUUGCCUGAUGCUUUUCUACAAAAUACUUGUUUCAGUACAUGGCAAUUCAGUGAUGAAAUGAGAAAAGUACUCAGCUAAAGGUAGUGACUGGUUGCCUUUGUACAUCAAGCUAUUUCUAUUUGGGUCUUUAAAUAAUGACCUGGUAAUUAAGCAAGGCAAACAGCUUCCAUUUCAGAGGCAUUCCUUUAAACAAGCUUUCUUUGAACAUACAUUAAUCCUUAAUGAUCAAUGUCCUUCUCCUAGUUAUUAAUUUUACACUAGGGUGCAGUGAAACAUUGCCACCUCUUUCCAGAUAGCUCUCAGUUCUCGCUUCCAGAGAGUAUUGGUGAUGUAGCAAGGAUGUUGAUGAUUAGUGGAUUCAGCCCUGUUGCUGAAGUUGGUGAAUAUAGUUUUUUUUAUCUCAAAAGAUUAUUUCCAAACUGUUCUUAAGUGUAUGGCAGGGCUUUUUUUCUUCUGUUGGAAAUUCUGUAUUCACAUUGUGGAGAGGAACUUGUUUGGCUGCCACCCAGGCAGUCCCUUGCAGGGCUAACCACUGUGGGGUGGUGACAACUUGCAGAACCCUAAAAGGAUGGUUAGGACUUGGAAUCCUUCACAAGAUGCAUUUAGGACGGACAUGAUAUGGAAAUUGCCUUUUGGUGGUCUAUAAACUGCUUUCCUCCCAGCUGAGCUUCCAGAUCAGGAGAAAAAGAGCCUGUAAAAGCUGCUAGUUGGGGAGUGAGGGGUGUCUUCUUUUCCAGCACUAUCAUCCCUCUGGCCUUCAGCUCAUAUGGUCCUUGACAAGAAAAUACACAGGGUUACAAAAGAAAGAAGAGAGGUCUUCAUGAGGCCACAUAUUUUGUUGACUAAAGAGUAAAAGUAUAUUUUCAGGGGAAAAAAAAAAGUCUUAAGUGAUCUAGUACCUUUGAGAAGAGAUGAUGUAUUUUGAAGCUAUUUCUCAUUUGUCUUCAGGAUAACGUGCUAUGAACAUAUGCAUUAUGUUUUACUCUGUUACUGAUUUUUUGAUAUAAAAAAAAUUGUAUUGCAAGCAUUAUCGUUGUUAAUCUAAAAAAAAUACCCCCAGGCUAUUAAAUAUUUGAAUUUUAACUUAUAAAGUAGAUAGCCAGAUUUAAGCAAUUUGUUUUCACAGCUGCAGACCGUCCACGUGGUAAGCUGCAAAAUGUAUAGUGUUCUAUACUAUGCCCAUCUAAUUUUGGAAUAUGUAUGUGAUAUGGAGCUGGGUGCUACAUUAAAAUAAAAGAGUCCAAUAAGUUCAAA